AUGGCAGAGGAGCAGGAGUUGACCCAGCUGUGCAAGUUGCCCACGCAGCCCUCACACACACACUGUGUCAACAACACCUACCGAAGCUCACAGCACUCCCAGGCCCUGCUCCGGGGGCUCCUGGCUCUUCGGGACAGUGGCAUCCUCUUCGAUGUGGUCCUGGUGGUGGAGGGGAGACACAUCGAAGCCCAUCGCAUCCUGCUGGCUGCGUCCUGUGAUUACUUCAGAGGAAUGUUUGCUGGGGGAUUGAAGGAAAUGGAACAGGAAGAGGUCCUAAUCCACGGUGUGUCCUACAAUGCCAUGUGCCAAAUCCUGCAUUUCAUAUACACUUCCGAGCUGGAGCUCAGCCUGAGCAAUGUCCAGGAGACGCUGGUGGCCGCCUGCCAGCUUCAGAUCCCAGAAAUCAUCCAUUUCUGCUGUGAUUUCCUCAUGUCCUGGGUGGAUGAGGAGAACAUCCUUGAUGUCUACCGGCUGGCAGAGCUAUUUGACUUGAACCAUUUGACCAAGCAGCUGGACACCUACAUCCUCAAAAACUUUGUGGCCUUCUCGAGGACUGACAAGUACCGCCAGCUUCCUCUGGAGAAGGUCUACUCCCUCCUCAGCAGCAACCGCCUGGAGGUCUCCUGCGAGACCGAGGUGUAUGAGGGUGCCCUGCUCUACCAUUACACCCUGGAGCAGGUGCAAGCAGACCAGAUCUCAUUGCAAGAGCCCCCCAAGCUCCUUGAGACAGUGCGGUUUCCCCUAAUGGAACCCGAGGUCCUUCAGCGGCUGCAUGACAAGCUGGACCCCAGCCCACUGAGGGACACAGUGGCCAAUGCUCUCAUGUACCACCAGAACGAGAGCCUGCAGCCCAGCCUACAGAGCCCACAGACAGAGCUGCGGUCAGACUUCCAGUGCGUUGUGGGCUUUGGGGGCAUUCACUCCACACCAUCCACUGUCCUCAGUGACCAGGCCAAGUACCUGAACCCCCUGCUGGGAGAGUGGAAGCACUUCACCGCCUCCCUGGCCCCCCGGAUGUCCAACCAGGGCAUCGCGGUGCUCAACAACUUUGUGUAUCUGAUUGGAGGGGACAACAAUGUCCAGGGAUUCCGCGCUGAGUCCCGAUGCUGGAGGUAUGACCCGCGGCACAACCGCUGGUUCCAGAUCCAGUCCCUGCAGCAGGAGCACGCCGACCUGUGUGUGUGUGUCGUGGGCGGGUACAUCUACGCAGUGGCGGGCCGUGACUACCACACUGACCUGAAUGCUGUGGAGCGCUAUGACCCUACCACCAACACCUGGGCCUAUGUGGCCCCGCUCAAGAGGGAGGUGUAUGCUCAUGCUGGCGCCACCCUGGAGGGGAAGAUGUACAUUACCUGCGGCCGCAGAGGGGAGGACUACCUAAGGGAGACACACUGCUACGACCCAGACAGCAACACCUGGCAAGCUCUGGCCGAUGGGCCUGUGCGGAGGGCCUGGCACGGCAUGGCCACCCUCCUGGACAAGCUGUAUGUGAUCGGGGGCAGCAACAAUGAUAUUGGCUCCAGGAGGGAUGUGCACCAGGUGGCCUGCUACAGCUGCACAUCCGGGCAGUGGUCAUCUGUCUGCCCACUGCCAGUGGGGCAUGGUGAGCCUGGCAUUGCUGUGCUGGACAACAGGAUCUAUGUGCUGGGCGGCCGCUCACACAACCGCAACAGCCGCACGGGCUACGUGCAUAUCUACGACGUGGAGAAGGACUGCUGGGAGGAGGGGCCCCAGCUGGACAACUCCAUCUCGGGCCUGGCGGCCUGUGUGCUCACCCUGCCCCGCUCCCUGCUCCUGGAGCCGUCCCACGGGACCCCUGACCGCCAGGCCGACCCGGACUUCGCCUCGGAGGCGAUGAGUGUAUCUGACUGGGAGGAGUUUGACAACUCCAGCGAAGAUUAG
This is a messenger RNA of Pipistrellus nathusii (Nathusius's pipistrelle), 1902 nucleotides long. The record is from the annotation of a GenBank genome assembly. NCBI's taxonomy places the organism in Eukaryota, Metazoa, Chordata, Mammalia, Chiroptera, Vespertilionidae.